GCUCCUCCCCUCUCUUCCCUCAGAGCCGGCAGGCUGCCAUUUGAUCCAGACUGCUAGUUACAUGAUCUCCUGGAAUACAACGCGCCCUCGCUGCUCCAUGGCUUUUUGGCUUGUGAAGGAUGCCAGCACCACGCUGAACACUAUCAACAUCGUCUGGCCUUUCCUUCCCCUUCCCCUCCUGUGAUCUGAGCCUGUCUAUCUGUCCGUGUCCCUGACCUCUCUUCUCACCCCUUGUCGACAGCCUGUCACCCCCAUCUCCUAUUUAAUGCUGCUGCCCCCUCGACAAUGAUACCAUGCGUUAACUGGCUGCAGCCUUUCCUUGCCUUGAUCUCCUCAACCUUGCUUGCGCGAGGCCACAUCUGUCCAUCCAGCUGUUUGUGUCCGGACCACCACACUGUGGACUGCACAAGCCAAGGUCUAACCACAGUCCCGGACUUCAUCCCUCUGGACGUUCGCCGUCUCCUGCUUUCCAACAACUGGAUUCCCUGGAUCCCCUCAGACUUCCUCGUCUUCUACAGCGAUCUGGUAUACUUGGACAUCAGGAAUAAUUCCCUCUCCCAGUUGGAGCCAGGGACCCUGAGCACCUCCUCCAAAUUGGUCUUCUUGGACCUGGGCAGCAACAACCUGACAGAAAUCUCCUCGGGAACGUUUGGGGAGUCGAGGAAUCUGAUCAAACUUCGAUUGGGGAACAACCCCUACCUAAACAUGGUGGAGAGGGAUGCUUUCACAGGGUUGACGUCUUUGAGGGAGCUGGAGAUGGAGAGGAAUGGUCUCACGGCGCUGGACGUCACGGUCCUUGAAUCUUUGCCCUCCCUCCGGAUGUUGCGUCUGGAGGGCAACCCUUGGCUCUGCAACUGCCACUUUGCCAAACUGUUUGCGUGGCUGACAGAGAACCAAGACAAGCUCCCACAGGGUAUGGAGGCGAUAGAGUGCUCCCUGCCUCUGGAUGGCCGUCGGGUCCCCCUAAGUUUACUCUCUGAAGACAGUUUUCAGGAGUGCCGUGGCGCCCUCACCCUGACUGACUACUUCAUUGUCAUCUUCUCCGGCAUCUCGGUCUCAGUGGCAGCAAUCGUGGCCAGCUUCUUCCUCGCUUCCACAGUCCACUGCUUCCACCGCCUCAGCAAAGGCAGCAAAGGAGAUGAGGAAGAGGGCAACGACUGACGAAGGAACGGAAACAGGGAAUUAGGUUAUCAAACAAAAGUGUUUCUUACUAAACUCUUGCUCAGAACUCAACAAAACCUGAGUGCAAGGAAGAUUGUGGUGAAGCAAUGUAGUAACGGCAUUUAAGGAAAUUGCCACAUCAAGAAACUCUUCCCUUGUCAAAACAAAGACCACACUGGAUCUAUCAUGGGAAUCAGGGACAAGUUGGAGAACAUCCAAUCUAUUGCUUACUGUGCUGACUGUGAGGCGCUGUGCAAUGAGAAGAGCUGUAGCAUUGUGGAGAAAUGAUGCCAAUCCAUUGAGUCUGAUAUUAGUAAAUGUAUUGUAGAUGGAGGUGAAGGGACAAAUGUCUCUGCAAUGCAAGGGAAAUACAAGUCGUGUCCCCAGCAGAUCCGUACAGGUAUUUGUUGGGGUUACAAUGUGGUGCCAUUAAGAAAAGGUCUCCCAACAGGAGCUGACCAGUUAAAACCCAUUUAAAAACCCCAAACAAAAUAAAUUGUAUUAGACAACAUGAAUUUUUAGACAUUUGAGAUGGUCCCAAAAAAUAAAUUAAAUAUUUUAGAUGUUCACACGGUGCACAAAAUAAAAAAGACAAUGGACAAAUUCAUUAGUCAAAUAAAUCAAAGUCAAAGCCCACUGAGUUGUGCUUGGAAAUGAUUUGCAAAAAAAGUACCUGUACGCGUGACCUUUUAAGUCAGACCCCACCCAGAGGGCAGAGGGCUGCACAGACAUGGUCCAUGUUGAAUUCCGCAGGUUGUCAGAGGUUCAGAACUUCCAAAGGACUCUACUGAGAGGGUCCACUGUACAGCUCGUCAGUAAGUGCCUUGCCAAACAACAAGUUGUGAUAUCUGACAUAUUUACAACACUUCAUUUUUUACUGUAAAUGUUUAUUUAUUAUUUUAUUUCAGAUACUGAAACAAAAGUUUACAUUUUAUACAUCAAGAUAUACUCAAAACUGGUCCUGGUAGCUUUGCUCAAAUGCAGUUAAGUGUGUUAAGUUAUAUAGUACGAAUGCCUGACUUGUUUUCAUUUUACUUUGGGUUACCGUGGCAUUUACAUUUUGUUCUCGUUCUUCAGAUGUAGAUUCAAUCAUUUAGGCUAAAACAGUGACAUCAGUCUAAAAUCAUGCAGCAAUUUUAUGUCUUUAAAAUCAGUUUGAGGAUUAAGUUGUUAGCCCUGGCUAAAAUAAAAUAAAAUACUAAAAUAAUUGUGCAGUGCGGUCGUAUUGUGAAAUGAUUACAUGGCUUUGCAUGUGGAUGGAUCAGACUUGCUUUGAAAAAUUGCUUUAAAACAAGUAGAUCACAAGCAGAAUUUAUAUGAUUGUCACAUCAGCUGUGACUCAAAGUCACUAGGCUGCAUCCUUGUAGCCUCCAGCCUUCAGCAGGGUCCUUCAACAACCGUAUAGGCUGAACCGACCGGUCUCUGAAAUGGACUUCCUGCUUGCGUCAUCAGCCUUACCUCCGCUGCUCCCCGUUGCCUAGCAACCUGCUGACCUUAACAAUAAAGGCCUUAAAACCCGAAAAAAAACUUUCAUUUAAUUUAGAAAAAUAUGCUUCUCCUCCGGAGCAUGAUAUAUUUCGGUCUGAGAGAAGAGCUAGUUUCUGGUUAUUUUAAAUUAAUUAAUUAACUUAAAAAAACGUAAUAAUGCAAUCACACUGGAGAAAGAAUGUCUGGCCUGUUACCUCAUCGGGCGGAAAUUCACACUAAUCACGGCCCAUGCGCCUUUGCAGUGGAUGGUAAGGAAUAAAGGUGGUUUCUCAGCCUCCAAGCAUUUAACUUUUUAACAGAACCACGGGAAUGUGGAUGCCCCCCCACGACGAGAUGCCCUGUGGGCCGUAUCGGGUUCCCCCGGAAGCCUCAAGGCUGUGGAGAGGGAAAUGUGAUGUCCUGAGAGGUCCUCAAUGGUACAUUCCCACUAUAUCUUGUCUACCUGAGCUCAAAAAAGUGAGCUAAGUCAGUAACGUUACAGAAUAAAUACACAAAGAAACUGAA
This is a messenger RNA of Gasterosteus aculeatus aculeatus (three-spined stickleback), 3153 nucleotides long. It is a transcript of the gene lrrc38a, whose product is annotated as leucine rich repeat containing 38a. Gene Ontology annotation, molecular function: transmembrane transporter binding; potassium channel activator activity; voltage-gated potassium channel activity. NCBI's taxonomy places the organism in Eukaryota, Metazoa, Chordata, Actinopteri, Perciformes, Gasterosteidae. Gene Ontology annotation, cellular component: voltage-gated potassium channel complex. The record is from RefSeq and is a predicted model, not a curated record.